This is a messenger RNA of Geodia barretti, 312 nucleotides long. Lineage: Eukaryota; Metazoa; Porifera; Demospongiae; Tetractinellida; Geodiidae. The record is from the annotation of a GenBank genome assembly.
AUGGUCUGGGGACACCUGAGACCUGGUCGAUGGGAAGACUACGAGAAGUAUUAUCGAGAAAAUGUCUUCCCCUUGAAUGACACUAUUGACGGCCUAUUGGAGAGGUCAAUUCUGCGUGGCAUCGACGGUGAAGACGAAGCCAUCUCCGUUAGCCUCUGGAAUACUGAGGAGGACUUGCACUGGUAUGAGACCAGCAACCUUCGCAAGCAGUUCGCCGACGACAUCCAGACUAACUAUGCCACCAGUUGGAGCUACAUCACAGGCGAAUACUGGGUCCGGACGUUUCGAGUUGUGAACGUAACCAAGUACUAG